AUGUCGAGACUGGAAGUGUACUCGCCCGAGGGGCUGCGGUUGGACGGCCGGCGGUGGAACGAGCUGCGGCGGUUCCAGGCGUCGAUCAGCACGCACGCGCACUCUGCGGACGGGUCGUCGUACUUAGAGCAAGGGAACAACAAAGUGGUGACGCUUGUGCGUGGUCCAGGGGAGCCCGCGUCGCGCGGGCAACUGGACGGGCAGCGUGCGACUCUGCGGGUAUCCGUGAACGUCACCAAGUUCUCGAAGUUCGAGCGCAGCAGGACGUCGCACCGGAACGAGAGGCGUGUGCUGGAGAUCCAGACUUCGCUGCGGCGCACGUUCGAGAAGGCGUGUCUGCUGCAUUUGUACCCACGCACAGCGAUUGAUGUGGAACUGCAUGUGUUGGAGCAAGAUGGCGGUGUGCUUGGAGCGAUGAUCAACGGGAUCACGCUCGCUUUAGUCGACGCCGGGGUCGCCAUGUGGGACUACGUUGCCGGUGUCUCAGUUGGAUUGCACGACCAGACACCUUUGCUUGACUGCAACUCCCUCGAGGAGACUGCGGUGAGCACGGUGACGCUGGGCGUCGUGGGCAAGACGGAGAAACUCUCGCUCAUGGUCGUCGAGGACAAGAUCCCGCUCGACCGCAUGGAAAACGUCCUUGCAAUCGGCAUCGCGGGCGCCCACAGGAUCAGAGACCUCAUGGACCAGGAACUGCGCAAGCACGCCAAGAACCGCAUCGACAACCUCGCGGGCAAGCAAUGA
Molecule: messenger RNA, 744 nt
Organism: Huiozyma naganishii CBS 8797
Lineage: Eukaryota; Fungi; Ascomycota; Saccharomycetes; Saccharomycetales; Saccharomycetaceae
Gene: SKI6
Product: exosome non-catalytic core subunit SKI6
Exons: 1
Coding region: 1-744 (247 amino acids)
Biological process (GO): U4 snRNA 3'-end processing; nuclear mRNA surveillance; poly(A)-dependent snoRNA 3'-end processing
Cellular component (GO): cytoplasmic exosome (RNase complex); nucleolus; nuclear exosome (RNase complex)
Source: RefSeq, a predicted model, not a curated record